Molecule: messenger RNA, 1014 nt
Organism: Ylistrum balloti
Lineage: Eukaryota; Metazoa; Mollusca; Bivalvia; Pectinida; Pectinidae
Product: somatostatin receptor type 4-like
Exons: 1
Coding region: 1-1014 (337 amino acids)
Biological process (GO): G protein-coupled receptor signaling pathway
Cellular component (GO): plasma membrane
Molecular function (GO): G protein-coupled receptor activity
Source: RefSeq, a predicted model, not a curated record
AUGGGAGAUAAUCUAAAUUUAACCUUUGAUUCCAGUACCAGCGUUGGCUUUCGUUAUGAGAAUAUGUUGUGUAUUCUCGUCUUACUUGUCACAAUUAUUGGAAUUCCCGGAACCAUUGUUACUAUGAGGUUCUACGGGAAACGAAUCAAAAAGUCAUCUACAUCGACUGCACUGUAUUUAAGUGCUUUAGCUGUGUUUGAUAUGUUGUCACUUCUCUCAAAUAUCCCAGGAAUUGCAUUAGAGAUGUCAAUGUCCAUUCUGGACGAAGAAAAUGCUAUAGCAGCCUAUUUCACACGCAUACCGAAGUAUUGGUCGAAUUUAACACUGCUUUUGGUUGGAAUUGAACGUGUUGUAUCUGUUGUUCUACCCCAUAAAGCGCCAUACAUCUUCACAAGACGUGUAGGCACAGUGAGUGUUAUAGUCAUCAUCGUUAUUGCACCUGUGGUACUCUUGCCUUUGGCAAUAGAACCACCAUUGGUCGCUGUUACAACAAACGGCACCAUUACACAUGUACGAAGGAAGGUUCAAAUGUUACUUGACCCUGAUGUGUACAGAAGUUUAAUUCAAAUAGUUUCCGUUUUGUAUUUUGGAAUUCCGGUUUUCGGCGUCUUUAUAAGUAAUAUUUGCUUGGUGACUUUGCUAUAUGGUAGAUUUAAAUCUAAACGGGCAAGAAAUAUCAGAGAUACAAUGACGUCACAACAGGUAAGGGAGUUACGUACAACAAAACUCAUUAUGCUAGUUACCGUAAUAUUUAUCAUUUGUGUCUUACCGUUGGUGAUUAUUUACCCAGUGAUUUCGAUCAGUGGAGAGCCCAUUCCUAUCCAGACGUUACUGGUUAUCCAUCCAAUGUCUAGCCUUCUGGAGUCUCUGAACUACUCUAUGAAUGUUGUCGUUUAUUUCUUCGGAAGCAGCAACUUUCGAACAGAAACUCGUCAAAUGUUGUCACGAGUAUGUGGUUGCUGCAGGCAUACAACCAGAACCACAACGGUCACGCCAGAAACUAAGACACAGUAA